GUGGACAGAAAAACAGACUGAGUGCUAACAGCCAGCGUAGGUAGAGCACCAAGCGAGGACUGCUGCUACAAGUCAGACCAGAGUGAAACAGUCGACAACAGAGAGGGAGAUUCACACGUCCACGGAGAGCAGCGGAGUGUAGCAGAAGAGCGUUGUGACUGUUUGGGCAACAGGAGCUCGUGGUAGCCAAGAAGAAGGCUGCCAAGCCUGAAGAGAUGCUGUGAGGAACAGUGCCAAGUGAUGGAGCUUGAAGCAGCCAGCAGGCAGGCGCGAUUAGUCAGAAUGGAUGACCACGACAGAGUAAGCCAAGCAUCCAGCGUGGCCACAAUAUCCUAUUUUCCCGUGGUAAAGGAAAGUGAUGGGAAGGUGCAGACAUUCGGGAAGAGGUGUCAGUCUGCCAAGAGAGACCCCAACUGCCCUGUGGUUAUCAGAGGAUGGCUCAACAAAAAAGAUAGCUCUGGUUUGAAGCUUUGGAAAAGACGAUGGUUCGUCCUCUCUAACUACUGUCUGUUUUACUAUAAAGACAGCAGAGAAGAAUCUGUUCUGGGGAGCAUCCCGCUGCCAAGCUACAAAAUCCUGUUCUGCACGCCGAGGGAAUGCAAGAACAGAAAGUUCACCUUUAAGGUAGUGCAUCAGGGGAUGCGCUCUUACUUCUUCAGCGCAGACACUCAGGAGGACAUGUUGGGUUGGGUUCGAGCCCUCAGUCAGUCUGCUGCAAUGGAGCCAGACAGCUCCAUGAACAGGCGCUGCUCAAGUUAUCACGACUUUACGCAGAUAGGUGGCAGCAGUGAAUCAGUGGACCUCCCUAAAUCUCCCUCUGAUGAUGAGGGUCUAUCCCAGAAACACAGGCACGUCAGCAGGACUCUGAGUGAACCGAGUAAGCUCAGUGGUGGAAGGAUGGGGAGAUCGCACUCAGAGCAGAGGGAGAGGCGGAGCAUUCAUCAAAGAAACAGCAGAACACCGAGCCCAGAUUUAAGCAGAAGAAGAGCUUGUGGUCUGAACAAGGAGGAGGAUUUUCUCCCGGGUCAAAUCGCACCAUCACAAACAGAUGUUAUGGCAACAGGUUCAUUGACCUCCAGAGGUCAGCUGGGAUCAAGACCACACACACCGGUGGGAAGGGUUGACAUACGACCCCAUGAUGACCCGAUCAUGCUGCCACAUACUCUUUACUAUGCACCUGCCUCACCGAAUCUGGAGUUUAAAUCCAAUCCCAGCACUCCAGGCUCAGAAAGGUGGCAAAGUCUAAGCAAGCCUGCCCCUGUAUAUGGUUCUGUUCAUCAUAGCAGUGGGCGAAGACCUUUAGGGAAGAGUUACUCCACAGGGGCACAUGCAGACUUACUGCCCCCUUUACCCCCCUCAUCGAGAGCCUCACAUUCUCCACACCCCCCACAACACCACCACCACCAUCAUCACCAUCACCGCAGCCAUUUAUCUGUUUGUGUGCUACCGCCAGCUAUGGCCCCAAAACCUGACCCGAGGGAAAUGCCACCACUCCGGCCUCUUGAAAGUGAUGCAGACGCUGUGUUAACAAGGUUGUGUGGGUGUGACAAACUGCUGCAGUCUCUGUCUGUAGAAUUGGCCCAGCUACAAAUGGAUAAGGACAAUGUCCAGUGUGCUUUGGAAGUUUCCAGACUGCAGCUAGAAGAGUGGAAGAGCCAUGGACCCCAGGCCCAUGAGGAAGCGCUGACCGAGAAGGCUUUGUUACAAGAGGAGCUGGUGACAGUCCGGGCCAGAAUGUGUGACGUAUCACUGGAAAUGGAGCGGGUUUGGUGCCAGUAUGAGAGGAUGGAGAGUGAACUGUCUGUUGUCCGUUCACAACUUCAGCACAUCUGUAACUUUGGAAUGCCACAAGAGCAAUCUCAGGCUCAGAGAGAGCUGUGGAUGAUGGAGGACAUACUCGAUGGACUAAAAUCCAAUCGGAGUCACUUCCGCUACCUGCUGGGGAUACAGAGACAUCACUUGUUUCAGUCCACAGCUCCGCAUCCUGGAUCCCCUGGCUCUCCCACAGAGUGUCUUCCAGUGGACGUGGAAGAGGAGCCGCCAGUCCGCCCACCGUUACCCCAGGAGCUACAAGAAAGCCAGAGCAGGAACAUGAGCCAUGGAUGGGCAGAGUCCCCAUAUGAGGCAAUCUACAGCCACACUGUUGAUCCUGUACACAGAAGAGGAAACAGCCAACCUGACCUCCUUAAUGUGAAAGCACAUAGAGAUCCCUCCGACUCUCAGUCUGGUUCAAAGUGGAUCCCACCAGACACAGCCAACCAAUCAACCAAGAAGCUGAAGAUGAGUGAAGAAGAGCAGAUUGAGAGAAUGAAGAGAAAUCAGGAGAGGGUGACUAAUAGGAAAAAACCUUGUGUUCCUGCUCCAGGUGCCCAGACUCAGGGUCAAAGUUCAGAGCCAAAAGCAGAGGCCCCUUUUCCCUUAAGGGUGACGCGAGUCGUUACAGCUGUACUACCGUCUUCGCUUGUGGCCAGACGCGUUUCUGUCGAGGAUCCUCCUGCUGAGCUUGAUACUCCACUGGCUGAGCAGAUCCCAACUGAGAAACAGCUAAAUCUGGCUGAGCAGGGUAAAAAACUGUUAAGCAAACCACCCAGGAGGCCCUUAUUGGAGAAUCCUGAUCAAAACUGGUCCUCAGUAGAGAUGGACCAGGAUCAGCCCAUUAAGAAGACAUACAAAGAUCAGCAUCAAGGAGCAUCCAGGACCUCCAUGAAAGAGUUACGUUCAGAAGUGAGCAGAACUGAGAGUUUAGAGACGUCAAGCAAUCAAAUUCGAGAUGACGCCGGUUUAGAAAAUGGAAGCGCAAGCUCAAAUAUAAGGAAAGUGGAGCAGUCUACUGCCCUUCUGACCUCAAACAUGGACUAUGACCUCUGUCUGACCCCUGAACAGCGAGAGGCCAAGCUCCGGCGAGUGGAACGAAUACGAGAGAGAGUCAUAAGAAGCGCAGUCAGAGAGAGUGCCACUACACACAGUCAGCUCUCGGUUAUGGGAAAGGAGAAGGAAGUUCACCAUGUUCCCCCUGAUGCAGCGAGAAAACAAAGAUUGAAAGCAGGCCAUGAUUGCUAUGGUGGCCAUGGAAGCUGUGGGGAUAACUUAAGAAGUUCUGGAGAGCUUCAGCUUUCAAGUGCAAUAUCUGAGGAUAAAGAGGAAGAACACCAGCAACUUAAUAAUCAGGCCAAGUUAGAGAACAGAACACAGCACAGCGGGAGACCGGGGGUUGCCAAAAGUAAGAUCAAACGUCCAGCUUCACCCUAUCAUAUCUCAUCCAUGACUGUUUAUCCGAAAGAUGGAGGGAAGAGAUUCAUAGGUCUCAAAGAUGAUGAACAGAAAAAGGUUGAAGACAAUCCUGAUGGUGAUGAUAAUGAAAGUGAUUCUAAGGCCUCUGAUCUGAGAGCCAAAUGGUUCCUUUCCACAAACCAGUGGAAAGGAUUCAUACCUCUACAGAUCCCUGCCACAGAAACACUGUGUAAUGAGGAGGCAGCAGACAACCAGGCAGCUUCAUCUGAUGGCAUUACUGAUUCAAAUGAAAUGUUAUCAGCAGUGAGUGAGAGCUUAGAGAAGAUGAAAGAGAACCAUUCACUCUUCUAUAAGAUUGCAUGUGACAUCAGUAUUUCAGAUUCAGACAUAACAAAGAACGAUGGGAAUUCAUGUGCUCAAACAUCAUCUGGCCCAGAAAAUAAAGACCCACUGUUGAUCACUGAGUCUGUGCCAGCCGAUGCUGCCAGUAAUGUUGGCCCUUCAUCUGACCAAGAGAAUAAGGAUGUCACUCAGCCUGUGUCAUCAAAUGGUAAUGAAAGUAGUGGGACAGCUGAUUCCAAACCUCGAGAUUCAACAGUGGACCUUCAGGAAAAAGCAACAAAAGAUGCUUCUGUUUUUGAAAAGAGCGCUGCAAAUGAAUGUGAGGACAACUCAAGGUCAGAAAGCCAGCUGAAAGUUAAAGAAACUACUGGCAGAGUUUGCAUUGGGGACACUGAUCCCAACCAGACACUGGAUGGAAGUGCAAGUCAGACAAGAGAGGAACGUAGUGGAACGAAAGAGUCAGGGGACAGGAAGUUUGGGCGAGUGAGAUCGGAAGAACUGAAAAAGUCUGCUAGUUUAUGUGAGGAGAAAAAUGAGAAUGUCCCAGAACAAGGCAACAAAAGCUCUGCUGCUCUAUCCAGCUCUGUGCGUGAAGCCGGACGUGUGAUUCGGAGUGCUUCUUUCGGAAAGGCGAGAGUAACAGUAUUAAGGACAAGUUUAUAAAAGAAAGCACAGAGACGGCUUAAGGAGCUUAAGUGAACAAACUCGGGAAGGACAAGAACUCAGUUUAGAGUGACUGCAGUGAAAAAUGUUAGAAGAAUUCAACUGACUGAAGGAGUCUGGACCUAAUUUUAAAUUACAAAUUGUAUAAUGGGAACAUAUAGUAUCAGAAACACCUUUAAUAUUUGGUAAGUUUAAACAUUUCCACUAUCCACUGUUGAACAUUUAUGCAAAUGCAAUGGAAAGUCUUAAUAUUUCAUCAUAACAAAAACUAUGUACUGUAUGGAAAUAAAGUAUUGUUCUUGCAGUGGAAAAAACCAAAUACCUUCUCUAUAGCCGCUGUCGAUACACGCUCUGUGUUUGAGGCUAACAUGAUCAUUCCUCUCAAAAUAUGCAUUCAACAUAGCGCAGGAGUCAUAGCUAAUGGCUGCUCGUGAUUGGUAACCCUUUUGUUGUUCCUGCUGCAAAAUGUGUUGUUGUUUUUUGUAUCUCAGAUAUCCUGAUUAAUAAAAAUGCUGUG
Pelmatolapia mariae (spotted tilapia) is the source of this 4753-nucleotide messenger RNA. Its product is annotated as pleckstrin homology domain-containing family A member 4-like. NCBI's taxonomy places the organism in Eukaryota, Metazoa, Chordata, Actinopteri, Cichliformes, Cichlidae. The transcript is spliced from 24 exons. Bases 241 to 4236 code for a protein of 1331 amino acids. The record is from RefSeq and is a predicted model, not a curated record.